Molecule: messenger RNA, 943 nt
Organism: Xiphophorus couchianus (Monterrey platyfish)
Lineage: Eukaryota; Metazoa; Chordata; Actinopteri; Cyprinodontiformes; Poeciliidae
Product: microfibril-associated glycoprotein 4-like
Exons: 6
Coding region: 149-865 (238 amino acids)
Biological process (GO): elastic fiber assembly
Source: RefSeq, a predicted model, not a curated record
CAGCUGCUGCUCGGUCAUUUAUUAAUCUGUCGGUGAUAAAAGCAGGUGAGAACCCGUAGACUGUCGUCAGAUUCCUGCAGCAGAACUCAGGAAAACUCCAGCUGACAAACAUCACAGUUUACAUCCCAGCAGCAGCACAACUCUGGCUAUGAAGCUGCUGUCAGCUCUUCUCCUCCUGCUGGUUCCUCUGUUGGCCAGCAGUCAACGGGACUGCAGCAGCAUUUUUCGUCGGUAUCCCAACAGUCCCAGUGGAGUUUACACCAUCUAUCCCACUGACUCCACACCUGGUAUCCAGGUUUACUGUGACAUGGACUCACAUGGAGGAAGAUGGACCGUGUUCCAGAGAAGGAUGGACGGCACGGUAAACUUCUACAGGAACUGGAAUGACUACAAGUUGGGCUUUGGGAACGCAGAUGGAGAGUACUGGCUUGGUCUGGAGAACGUCUACGUCCUCACUCAGCACCAACAGUAUGAGCUGAUAGUGGACAUGGAGGACUUUGAAGGAAACAAGGUGUACGCUCGUUACACCUCGUUCAGUGUGGGUUCUGAGUCCGAUGGGUAUUCUCUACACGUGGGUGAUUACAUCGAUGGAGGAGCAGGAAACACUCUGAAACGUCAUAAUGGACAAGGGUGGCAGACUUUUGACCGUUAUCUGCACACCGGGCUUUUCAACUGUGCACAGUCAUUUCUAGGAGCUUUCUGGUACUGGAGGUGCUACUAUGGAAACCCAAACGGGGUCUACAUCUGGGGCGCUAAUGGAUCUGAAUAUGUUGGAGUUGGAGUAAUCUGGAACGACUGGAAGGUCCAGUACAAUCAGCCCGACUAUUCCCUGAAGGCCAUCAGCAUGAAGAUCCGCCCUGUUUAGUAAAUCAGUAGCUCAAAACUCCAGCAGGAAGCUGCCGAAUCCAACAUGAAUAUUUGGCAAUAAAGGCUGAACAGAUCA